Messenger RNA from Pangasianodon hypophthalmus (striped catfish), 2348 nucleotides. RefSeq names its product RAS, dexamethasone-induced 1 (gene rasd1). The record is from RefSeq and is a predicted model, not a curated record. Gene Ontology annotation, molecular function: GTPase activity; GTP binding. Lineage: Eukaryota; Metazoa; Chordata; Actinopteri; Siluriformes; Pangasiidae. Bases 1002 to 1889 code for a protein of 295 amino acids. The transcript is spliced from 3 exons.
CAUACAUUCCCAGAAACACCUUAUAACAGUAACAUAAACUGUUCCAAUAAAACCUCUGCAACACUUAAAAUGUCAGCUUCUAACAUUUGCUCAGUUCUAAUUAGCAAGCACACAGUUUACUGCAAUACACUAACUGUAUAAAAGCACUAUCUUUUAGAAGCACAAAGAAUUGUCAGUGGUGUUACAUUGGUAGAUUUUUACAGGGUGAAUCAGUACAAAUGGUAUAUUUAAUGUAUCAAUUUGCAGAACAAAGUUACAGGUAAACCAGUCUAGUAUUCUUAUUUAACCUUAUGAAGCAGCCUAAGCUUACAGUGUGCCUCUGUGUGUUUCUUUAUUCAGGUGCAAUCUAGGACACUCAUUACUCAUAUACCUCACAGUGGCUUAGUGUUUAGCUCUGUUGCCUCGCACCCCUGGGACUGGGGGAUUGAAUCCUGCUUCUGCCCCGUGCGCGUGGAGCUUGCAUGUUCUCCCCGUGCUUCGGGGGUUUCCUCCAGGCACUCCAGCUUCCACCCCAGCAUCCUGAUUGCCAUUUCCAAAUUGUCUGUAGUGUGUGAAUGGGUCUGCGAUUGUGCCCUGUGAUGUCCCCUGCCUUGUGAUCUGAGUCCCCUGGGAUAGGCAAAGAGAAUGGAUGGGUGGAUUAAGCAUGGGCUAAUGCUGCAUUCAACUUAACUCAGAAGUGGGAAGUCAAAGCUCAGAAUUACAUCAUUUUUGACCUCCAUGUGAGCUACAAACUGGGGGAAAAAUAAGUUUGUCUUUUGUUAGCAACAAGCUAGCCAGCUAACUAUGAUGAGUGAUGUAUAUUUUCCUCCACAGAACAAUGAACUGUAUAGUCAGUGUUAUAGAUCUAACAAGUGAAUAUGUCUAUAUGUUGAUUGAUCUAAAGUUAUACGUAUAUAUACAGUAUAACUCAUUUAAAGGUAAGAAGUGCUGCUGUGUUUACUGCUGAUGCUGUAAACAGUUUUUGGAACACUUGGUGAAGUCCAAAAAUUGAACUCAUUCUCAUGUUCUCAUAUACAGUAUGUCUGCUUACUGUGGUGCCUCAGGCUCUACAAACUGGAGAAAUGAUGUGGACUGCAAAAAUCCAACAAUCCUACAGUGUGUUUGGGAACAUGGAUUUGAGAGAGAACGAGUUUGACAUCCCGGCGAAGAACUGCUACAGGAUGGUUAUUCUGGGCUCGACUAAAGUUGGCAAGUCGGCAAUAGUGUCCCGGUUCCUCACCGGAAGGUUUGAUGACCAGUACACACCGACCAUAGAGGACUUCCACAGAAAACUUUACAGCAUCAGAGGAGAUGUUUACCAACUGGAUAUUUUAGACACAUCGGGAAAUCAUCCAUUUCCUGCUAUGAGGAGACUGUCUAUACUGACAGGUGACGUCUUCGUCCUGGUUUUCAGCCUGGACAACAGAGAAUCGUUUAACGAAGUGCAGCGCCUGAAGCGCCAGAUCUACGAGACCAAGUCGUGCCUGAAAAACAAGACUAAGGAGAACAUGGCCGUGCCGCUGGUGAUCUGCGGGAAUAAAGGAGACCGCGAGUUCCAGCGUGAAGUGGCGCGUGAGGAGAUCGACCAGCUUGUGGCCGGGGAUGAGCAGUGCGCCUACUUCGAGAUCUCUGCCAAGCGCAACACCAACGUGGACCUGAUGUUCCGCCGGCUCUUCGCCAUGGCCAAGCUGCCCAACGAGAUGAGCCCUGACCUGCACCGCAAGGUCUCAGCGCAGUACUGCGACAUGCUACACCGCAAGUCCUUUAAGGGCAAGAAGCCGAAAGACUGCGACGCGUACGGUGUGGUUGCGCCUUUCGCGCGCCGCCCCAGCGUUCACAGCGACCUCAUGUACGUCAAGGAAAAGGCGGUCGGUGGCGCCCACGGCAAGGACAGGUGUGUCAUCAGCUAAGAGCGUCACUCCGAAACUAUGAAAAUACUCGGGAUGAAACACAGUUAUUGAACUGCACGCCGGACGGAAGUGCGCGCGCGAAUGGAAAGGCGGAGUGCAGAAGCGCACGGCCUAAACCGUUAGCUGAACGCCCUGUGGUCGCGCGCUUCAUUAAACCCGCGAGAAUCCCGUUAGCGGAGUGCUGAGUGUGUUGGGUUACUCAGGGCGCUGGCUAGUCUCGAUCAGCUUCACGUGAGAAAAUAGUGCUUGUUCCAUCUGCAUUUUUAAACAUGUGGUGACAGGCGCACGCGCGCAGAGCUGCAGCGUUGAAUUACCUGCUCGUGUUUACAUUUUUUAUGUUUUAUAAAAUAAUUGAAAGUGAACUUUGCUUUUUGAACAAAUUGUUGUGAAUGUUUAUUUAUUCUUUCUAUGACUGUAAAUGGUUUAAAACAAGAAAUAAAAAACUGUCAAAUGAAUAUA